This is a messenger RNA of Cuscuta campestris, 2146 nucleotides long. The record is from the annotation of a GenBank genome assembly. Lineage: Eukaryota; Viridiplantae; Streptophyta; Magnoliopsida; Solanales; Convolvulaceae.
GGACUCUAGGGGUUUAUUCUCUCUCUCAUCAUAUCUAAAACCCUUUCUUCCAUUCCCAGGAAUUGGAUUUUGUCUCCAUCGUCAUUGUAAUUCUUCUUUCGAUAAUAAGGGGUUAAAUUCUCGCCAUGUCUGAGAAAUUCAAGAAGCAGAAAAAGUGCUACUUCAGUGACGAAGACGUUUCAAUCCUUUUACAGAGAUACACCCCAAGAACUGUGCUGGCGUUGUUGCAAGAGGUGGCACAAGUGAGGGAAGUGAAUAUUGAUUGGAAUGCUUUAGUGAAGAAGACCAAAACUGGGAUCACGAAUGCCAGGGAGUACCAACUGCUAUGGCGUCAUUUGGCUUACCGGCAACCGUUGGUCAAUGGUUUACUUGAUGGCGCUCAACCUGUGGAUGACGACAGUGAUUUGGAGUAUGAAUUGGAGUCUUAUCCAGCAGUUAGCAGUGAAGCAUCAGCGGAAGCUGCAGCAUUUGUGAAGGUAUUGAUUGCUUCUGGGACACUAAACGAUUCUCACCUGCCAAAUGGCAUGACUGUUGAGGCUCCGUUGGCUAUAAGUAUACCUAAUGGCCAAAGAUCUCUGAAUUUUGUUGAUGCUUCACAACAAAGUAUACCCAUUCAAGGGUCAAAUAUUAUAGUUUCAGUUUCUGUGCCAAAAACUCCACUGCCCACUGUAAUGUUAACCAAAGGAUUAGAUGACAAUGGUGCAUCAGGUGCAAACUUACCUCAACGAAAAAGAAAACUCUGGUCUGAAACAGAGGAUAUGGAUCUUAUUGCUGCUGUGAAAAGACAUGGUGAAGGAAACUGGGCAAACAUGGCGAAGAGAGAUUUUAAUGGUUACAAAACUGCUUCACAACUAUCUAAGAGGUGGGCAACUAUUAAGAAGCAACAAGGUUCCUUGAAUGGGAAUACAUCAAAACUCUCAGAAAUUCAUUUGGCUGAUCAGGCAGUGUCCCUGGCUCUUGAUGUGCCUAUGAGGGAGAAUCCAAAAGCAGCUCGCUCAAGCAUUCCCGAGUGCAAAAUUGCAAAUGCUGCAUCAAACUCUAAUGCAUCAAGUGUGGUGGCAGCACCAAAGAUUGGCACUCCGCACACUGGUACCAUCAAAAUCACUAGUCUCAAAAAAGAAUAUACAGAGUCAACAACUAUACGCAGAGAUCCAUUGAUCAAAGCAGCUUCAGCUGUUGCUGGUGCCUGCAUUGUUUCCCCUUCAAAUGGUGCAUCACUGCUUAAGACUGCAUAGUCUAAGAGUGCUUUCAAUUUCAUGACUGGCAGAGGUCAUGUAAAUAAACCAUCUUAUCUGCCAAUCCAAAUGCAUUACUGAUUAAUGUCCACUUUGUUCAUAAUAACCUACCAUUUCAUUUCAAUGACCCUAUGUCACAGUUCAUGAAAUGAACCUCGACAGGUACAUCAUCAUUCUGUAAAUUCAGUGUCACCUAACCUAGUUGGUGCGGCGUCCGAUCCAAAAUCUUGAAACUAAUGUGAUCCCAUGUAACUGAACACAAAUCUAGCUGCUGAGCUUGGCAUAGAAACAGUGGAAUAUAAAGCAGCUCUUACUGGCUUGGUAAUUGUGUUAGAAAAAAGAUAGCCCAGCAAAUUGAGCUAGUUGCCCGGAUGUUUCUUUCAAAAGGGAUUCAAUUGCUGCUUUUACAGGAAAUUCACUGUUGGAGCAUGCUUCCUAGUUCCUAUUAAGGAUCUGGAAUAGAAGUGAAUAUGACAUGUGAGAUCCUUCAAUGUUCAAGGCCAUAAAUCCAGCUAUUCAUGAAGAACAGAGGGCCAAAUUUGAUAUUCCCUUCAAUAAUGGCUACCACUCUAACAAAGAUUUUCACGGAAGACAAAUAAAGCCACAACUGAUAUACCUCGCUAUGAUGAACCAUGCUGGGGUCAAGGGUAGAGCCAAAAAUAAAAACAGCAAAUGCUCGUAGAGCAAAUCACAAAUGGUGAGCUGAAAGAUGUACCAAAUUUGAUUGUUUAUUUGAGGAGUAGAUGAAUUUUUAGUUUUGGACAUAAAGUCUGCCUAUUUUUUCUUGUUAACCCCAUCCACCCAACCUACUCCAAAUAUUGUCAAGCAUAUUCUAUCAGUUUUUGUUUGUACAUGAUGUAUAUGGUGUCUACAAUUUCUAGAUACACAAAACUUUGAAUAGUUUCCUUUUU